Messenger RNA from Oppia nitens, 507 nucleotides. RefSeq names its product CCAAT/enhancer-binding protein gamma-like. Gene Ontology annotation, biological process: DNA-templated transcription; regulation of transcription by RNA polymerase II. Bases 49 to 507 code for a protein of 152 amino acids. The record is from RefSeq and is a predicted model, not a curated record. Gene Ontology annotation, molecular function: RNA polymerase II cis-regulatory region sequence-specific DNA binding; DNA-binding transcription factor activity, RNA polymerase II-specific. NCBI's taxonomy places the organism in Eukaryota, Metazoa, Arthropoda, Arachnida, Sarcoptiformes, Oppiidae. The transcript has 2 exons.
CCCCCUCAUCCUCAUCCUCAUCAUCAUCAUCGACAACAUCAUCGGCCUAUGAAUAACACCAAUAGUAGUAGUGGUGGUGUACUGUACUCUACUGGCAUACAGCCGGCUGCGACAGUAGUGGCCACCAGUGGUCAUCAGCCGUUGUUGACACUAAUGAAAGAUCCUAAUCAUCAUCAUAUCAGUAGUAGUCAUCAUAAUAGCGAUAAAGGUGUCGUCGUUGUUGUUGACGACAGCAGCAGCAGAUCCAACAACAGUAGAUCCACUGAUGAUUAUAAACAGAAACGCGAGAAGAAUAACAUCGCUGUCCGCAAGAGUCGGGAAAAAGCCAAACGACGACUGAAAUUGAACGAAAUUCGUAUCAAUGAACUGAUGUCCGAAAACCAACAGCUGAAGAAUCGGGUCGAAGUGAUGGCCCGAGUGGUCGGUGGUUUGCGACUAUUGUUGACCACUUUUGGUUACUCCGAGUCACGAAUCGAUACGAAAGUUACCGAAGAAUUCACAAAUUAA